Aspergillus homomorphus CBS 101889 is the source of this 1248-nucleotide messenger RNA. RefSeq lists its product as uncharacterized. NCBI's taxonomy places the organism in Eukaryota, Fungi, Ascomycota, Eurotiomycetes, Eurotiales, Aspergillaceae. The record is from RefSeq and is a predicted model, not a curated record. The annotation marks the transcript as partial. The transcript is spliced from 3 exons.
AUGGACUUAUCAGAUGGACUGAACUAUACUGUAAAGGAGCCCAAUGUCUCUUGGAACCCGGAGAAGAAACAGUUUCUGUGCUGCCUGUUCAAGUUCUUUGAGAAAGAUCUCACUGCAUACAAGGCUGUCUUCGAUAGCGUAUACGAAGACGACCUCAGAACUUUCGGGUUCACACAUGGUGUUAAGGAGAGUACCCUCAACACGCAAUGGCAUGACUUGAGGCGGUCUUCGCAUUUCGAGUGGGGUGAAGUGCAUUUGUCUCCUUUUGAUAAGGAUGGACGCUGGUCACCUUUCAUUGCGGCCAUUCGCAGGACUUUGGCGACGUUGAGGAUAGAUCUGCCGGAAAAGGCACGAGAUGAUAUUGAUACCUCUACUUUUGACCCCACACUCCAUACUUCCUCUCAGCCGACCUCGGUAAGUUCAAAUCAUCUUAAUACGGCUCUUUCCAAAUAUGGAGGCAAAGAAUGUUUCUGGUGUGUUCAGGAGCGUGUCAACGAGGAAUAUAUACAGGCCAGGAAUAAGCCCAGAGAAUACACGACAGGAAAAGGCAUCUUGGAACCCUUACUGUAUCGGUGGUCGAAUGUUGAUUCUCAAGGCGUCAACAACAAGAAUCUCUACAUCGCCGGUCUCUUUGUAGACUGGGACAAGUAUUUCUCCCCUGACAUGAUAAGCCAAGAGAAAUUUGACGAAUACUUCUCAAAUCAUAUUCACAGAAAAGAAGUUUCGUCUCCCUUCAUUUCAACAUUCAAGUCAAUGCUCGCACCAGUCCACCGGGCCGUACGCAACCAAGAAGGUGCUAUCAUCUCGAUAAUCGAAUCCAAGAAGCUUGGAGAUCUCGUUUACUCGGCUCGCGGCUUCUGUCAGAAACAUCAACUUAGGAUAGGCCGCUACAACGGCGGUGGAGAGUAUUUGAUUUGGGGCAAAGUUCCGUCUGAUGCUAUAAUCUGUUCCUUCAAAGUCAGCACAUUGAAGCAAAUUGCAGACGAACACGAUGAUAUCGCCGAAAUUCUGCAGCUCCGUACUAUUGCAUCUUAUAAGCAUAACCAACGAUCACUGAAAGACGCACUGGAAAAACGAGGUGGCUAUCUUGAUCACACAUCUGGAACUAUAAUUGGGAAGCUCCUUUCUCUACUUCAAGUGCCCUUUGAAUUUAGCGGAGAAGUCGGAAUAGGCAUGUACUAUUCCUGGCGGCUGCGAAAGCGAGGAGGUCCCGGGAAAGCAUUUCAAGAAGGACUAAAUGCAUGCUAC